This is a messenger RNA of Aspergillus tubingensis, 1215 nucleotides long. RefSeq lists its product as uncharacterized. The coding region runs from base 1 to 1215 and encodes 404 amino acids. NCBI's taxonomy places the organism in Eukaryota, Fungi, Ascomycota, Eurotiomycetes, Eurotiales, Aspergillaceae. The transcript has 5 exons. Gene Ontology annotation, cellular component: mitochondrion. The record is from RefSeq and is a predicted model, not a curated record.
AUGGAUAAUGGUGAACAACUUGUUGCUAGGUUGCCCAACCCUAACGCCGGCCCUGCUUUCUUUGCUACAACCUCGGAAGUAGCAACUCAACAUUUUGUCCGCGAAUUCUUGGGGAUUCCGGUCCCGCGCAUCUAUGCCUGGUCUACAGACAGGUUGAACCCAGUCGGAGCUGAAUAUAUUAUCGAGGAAAAGGCCACAGGAUAUUCGCUUGGGAGUAUUUGGGGCCGAAUGUCUAGGUUCUCACAAUUUGUGAUCAUUGACCAAGUUGUUGAAAUAGAGAGGAAACUGGCAUCUGCAUCGUUCCCCAUGCAAGGUGAAAGAGAUCUGAUGAAACUGGAUAGAGGACCAUGGACCAACCCUAUUCAUUACGUGACUGCUCUUGGAAGUAACGAACUGAACUGGGCAAGAUGCCAUGCAAAGCCAAGAAUGAACUACUACCGGUCAAUAGAGACUCCAGAAAAUCCCAACGAGUACCUGGCUCUUCUCCAACGCUAUCUCGACAUUGCCCCACACCUAGUACCAAAGCAGCCCUGCUCUGAAUAUGACAACAUUAACACGCUGUCACAUCCAGACCUCCACCUCGACAAUGUAUUCAUCGACCCUGAAACACACCAGAUCACUUCCAUAAUAGACUGGCAACUCGCAGCCAUAACGCCAUCGUUUUUACAACAUCCUCACCCGCAAAUGCUGGAAGUCUCGCUUAGCCCAGGCAGCGAAGAACAAAGAAGCAGGGAAAAGGAGCUACUCGAAUACUACUACAAAGUAACAGAAAAAGUAAAUCCAUCCCGGGCUGAGGCAUUCAAGGACCCAUACCUAUCGACACGAGUCUUUCCCAUCAAUCUGAUAUCUGGAUGUUGGGAACGCGAGGAUACUUUCUCACUGCGUGAGUCUUUGAUCAAGGUUGCCGCAUACUGGGACCAACUCCGGCAAGACGACACAUCAUGCCCGAUUGGCUUUAUAGCCGAUGAGCUAGCUGCACAUGAACACGAAAGGGGGCUAAUUGAAGGCCUUUCGAAUAUUGUCCAGCAAUUAGAUGAGGAAGGGCUUAUUCCGAUCGGAGGGAUGGUUCGACCGGAGGAGUAUGAGCAUGCCAAGAUGGUGAGUGAGUACUUUAAGAGCGAAUUCAAAAAUCUAGCCGAGGGCGAUCAACAACGAGAACUGCAUGAAAAGAAUCCGUGGGACAUUAUAAGUGCGGAUUGGAUCUGCUUCGUUUAG